Aspergillus wentii DTO 134E9 is the source of this 1421-nucleotide messenger RNA. RefSeq lists its product as uncharacterized. The record is from RefSeq and is a predicted model, not a curated record. The transcript is spliced from 2 exons. Bases 87 to 1016 code for a protein of 309 amino acids. Lineage: Eukaryota; Fungi; Ascomycota; Eurotiomycetes; Eurotiales; Aspergillaceae.
CAGCUUUUAAAACAUCAUCGUUCCCAUUCAUUUAUUUAAGGCCCUUACUAUAGUUUUAUUCCAUUACUUAUUAUAACUAUAUCAAAAUGAGGUGGCUACUCGCAUCCAUCCUCACCUUCACCCUCACAUCCGCCCAACAAUGCUACUUUCCCGACGGCACCAAAUCCAACGACGUCCCCUGCAGCUCUGAUAAAUACACGCAUUGCUGUUCGGCAAACGACAUCUGCCUGACCAACGGACUCUGCUAUAGCGUCAGCCACCAGCCAUUCGUGCUCUCCCGGGCCAGCUGCACCGAUCAGAAUUGGGGGUCGAGUUGUCCGCAGUAUUGCUAUGGCUCACAAGAUAACACCGACGGCGGCUGCACCAUCACCAACCUGCGCUUCCUGCACGGCAUCUCAACCUACUGCUGCGGCAACCCCGUGGUCGACCCGAAAUACGGCAACGUCAGCUGUCUGAACGGCGAGGAGCCCUUCACCAUCGGUCCAGCAGAGAUCAUCCCGGGACGGGCAGGACUGUCCAAUCUAACAGCGAAGUCAACUUCAUCGACGAAUUCAUCGCAUGCAAACACGACAUCGUCAUUCCCCAUCCCGUCUGGCGUCUGCGACAGCGAGAAAAAGAAGAACGUCGCCAUUGGAGCAGGCGUGGGUGUCCCGUUGGGCGUGAUUGCACUGUCUGCGCUGCUAUGGGGAUUCUGGGAGCGAAAGCAACGGGCAAAGGAGAGGCAGAUUGAGCCUGCCUUUGCGCAGAAAGGAGCGAUUCCGUUUACUGGCGUCAACAGGAGCAAUGAGUAUGGGAUUAACCGGGGCGGUGGGUCUGUUGCGUCCAGCAGGUCAAAUGCAGUCCCAGUGAAUACAUUCGAGGGAUUCAAUGGCUUCCACGCCGUCACUGCACCCAAGGAAAUUGGCGUUGCGGUUGGAGGAAUUGCACCGCAGAGUGUCUUUAUGCCGCCUCCUCCAGUCGAACUGAGUCAACCAUCGCCAAAGGCAGAGCUGGAUGGCGGAGUGAGAUAUAUUUAAUUGUAUAUACCAAUUGUAUAGUGUAUUAUAUUAAUCAAAAACAGCCUGGAAGAUCUUAUAAUUUAACUCUCCCCUCGUAUCCAACACGGCAAAGACAAUCUCCUCAAACACUCCCCUCCACUCGUCUUCGUCCAGCACUUCCUUGUAUAUCCUGGCGACUUCAGCUGGAGGAUUCCUAAACGCACCACAGCCCAGUGCACCAAGCACACAAUGCGAUAUCUUAUUCUCCGCCAGCACGCGCAGGAUCUGGCGUAUCUUAUUCUUCACUAUCUCAACAUCACUCGCAUUCGCUACCCCAUCAUCAUUAGCAUCGAUUAUAUUCAAGAAAGAAAGCAAAACAUACCAUACUUCCCACCACCGGUAACCAACGGCCUCCUCAACGCAGCCAUACUAAGAACAUCCACG